AUGAAGUUGCUCGCAAUUCGGUUCGCGAAGGACGUCCAAGCCAGGCCUACUCUUGUCCCUCACUCCCCUCACCCUCCAUUCCGCCCCCUUGAAAACGCAGCCUUCCGAUUUCCCCUCUGCCUUGAAGGCUUUCCUCUCAUUUCGCUGCGCUCUGGGCGUGGUAUCCUCCCUGUGACGCUGUCGUCGUCACACCUCCGCCCUUCCGAAAUGCUGGAUAACGAACCUACCGCCGACGACGGCGACACUCGUCGCACACCCGACGCGUCGCAGCCGCAGCCGGGCGACGACGUCGCCGGCGACGGAAACCCCGGCGGCGACAAUGCCGGCGAUGACGACGACGACGACGACGACACUCCCGAGGGUCGUGCGACGCAGCUGAACAUGUACCUGUCCGACGACGGCGAAGUUCUUGACCUCACUGGUAACCAGCUCAAGGAUCUCGCCGGCAUUCCCCUCCCACCGACUCUCACCGAUCUGGACCUCACCACCAACCGCCUCGCCGCGCUGGACCCGCGGAUCGGCGAUCUGGAGCGGCUGGAGAAGCUGUCGUUCCGACAGAACCUUAUAACGGAUGCCGCUGCAGCGGGGUUGAAGGAUCUGACCCGGCUGACGUCACUCAAAGAGCUCGUGCUGAGGGACAACCUCUUGAAGAAGGUGCCUCUUGUGUCGCCCCUCACGGCGCUCUCCUUGCUCGACCUCUCCUACAACCACAUCCACGCCAUGGCUCCCCUCGCUACUGCCCCCUCUGGCGUGCGCGAGCUGUAUCUGGCGAACAACCGCAUCGGCCACAUUGAGGCGCUCGAGGGAUUCACCCAGCUCAGGCUGCUGGAGCUGGGGUCGAAUAAGAUACGGGAGAUGGAGCACCUAUCGCACCUGACAGCGCUGGAGGAGCUGUGGGUGGGGCGCAACAAGAUUAAGGAGGUGCACGUGGCGGGGCUCACAGCGCUGGUCAAGAUCAGCGUGCAGAGCAACCGACUCACCUGCAUGCGCGGAUUCGAGACCUGCACGCGGCUACAGGAGCUGUAUCUGAGCAACAACGGCAUCAGUGUGAUGGAGGGGCUUGAGGCGCUCACCAACCUGCGUAUCUUGGACCUCGCUGCCAACGCCAUCACGCACGUGCAGGGGCUAGACACCCUCACCAGGCUGGAGGACCUGUGGCUGAACGACAACCGCAUUGAGUCGCUCCAGCAGCUCAUGGCCGCGCUGGACGGCCCCAAGGCGUCGCUCGUGACACUCUACCUCGAGCGCAACCCCUGUGCGCAGGAAGCGGGAUACAUUGAGGCUCUGGCAAAGAUGCUGCCCAAGGCAGUGGAGAUCGACUCCAAGCCCGUGAGGUGA
Molecule: messenger RNA, 1338 nt
Organism: Closterium sp. Yama58-4
Lineage: Eukaryota; Viridiplantae; Streptophyta; Zygnematophyceae; Desmidiales; Closteriaceae
Source: the annotation of a GenBank genome assembly